AUGCCCAACAAAGCCCAAGAGGACGCUGUAAUUAACCUGAAGACGCUGCAGGAGAUUUCCAGCCAGCUCGCUUUUGAGUGGACGGUCUUGGCGUAUGAGCUUGGCUUCAACAGAACUGAGAUAAGGCGAUUUCACGCCAAAUCUACACAGAAGAGUGUCCAAGCUAGGAGCAUGUUGGAGAGCUGGUACGAGAAGUCAUGGGACAAGCUCAAUAAGACCAAGCUGCUGCAAGACGGACUGGAGCGAGCAGGAAGAAGGGACCUGGCUGAGAGGCUGCGCUGCCUCCACUGGGGCCACCAGAAGCUGAGCCAUAGGGUGGAGCUUCCCUCCGCCUUUCCCUUCCUUAUCACAGUCCACAAGACCAUCCACAACCAAGACGCACUACGCAGGAUCAACGAGCUCAACCGUAGACACACUUAA
Molecule: messenger RNA, 420 nt
Organism: Chelmon rostratus (copperband butterflyfish)
Lineage: Eukaryota; Metazoa; Chordata; Actinopteri; Chaetodontiformes; Chaetodontidae
Exons: 3
Coding region: 1-420 (139 amino acids)
Biological process (GO): signal transduction
Molecular function (GO): protein binding
Source: RefSeq, a predicted model, not a curated record